AUGAAAACAACUGGUCUUUUCAGAAGAAAUACGGUUGUAACAACAUCACAUAAACGCGAUGACGAUUUUGCUGAUUAUGCUACAGUAAUUAGUGCUGAAGAUGACCCAAAGAGACUUAAAGAAUAUAUCACUAAGAUUUAUAAAGCUUACAGAGAUAAGAGCAAAAGUCUUAGAUCUGCUUAUGCAAAACUUGAUUUAUUAAAUAAUGAAAUAACUCAGGAGAAAACAAGGUUUCAUGAUAUUGAAGAUGAAAAUCAAUCACUCAGAGACCAAAUGCAAGGAAUGGCUGAUCAAUUAGUGUCGAAAGAAGAGGAAUUUAAUGAAUGGCAAAAACAAUUGGCAGAACAGACAAAAAGAGAACGUGAAGUUCUAAGUGAAGAGUUUGAGGAACAGGGAACGCAGCUUAAAGAAAGAAUUAAUCAACUCGAAGAUGCAUUAAAUCUUGCAAAUUUAGAAAUCACAAGAUUAACCAUCGAAAUGGCCGAAUUAACAGAUCCUUGUCAAUCUUCUGCUUCAGAUUCAGGAAACGAAAGUAGAUCUUCAUUGGAAAUACUCUUCACCGACAAAAAAAAAAACUUCGAUCAAGAUAAACACGAAUUAACUAAACAAAUACUUGAAAUCACACAGCGUAGGAUGAGUUUACAGACUGAAUUGACAUUAGUGGAAGAAGAAAAUACUGAUUUAAAGCUUCAAUACACACAAAUCACGAAGGAGAAUCAAACCUUACGACGCGAAAAUGAUGAACUCAAACAACAAGUUGGAAAGAAAAUGUUUAUGAGAUCGAUGGAAGACGUUAAUCUUGAUGAUUAG
Messenger RNA from Entrophospora sp. SA101, 810 nucleotides. The record is from the annotation of a GenBank genome assembly. NCBI's taxonomy places the organism in Eukaryota, Fungi, Glomeromycota, Glomeromycetes, Entrophosporales, Entrophosporaceae.